This is a messenger RNA of Macroventuria anomochaeta, 2079 nucleotides long. Its product is annotated as alpha/beta-hydrolase. Gene Ontology annotation, molecular function: cholinesterase activity. The record is from RefSeq and is a predicted model, not a curated record. Lineage: Eukaryota; Fungi; Ascomycota; Dothideomycetes; Pleosporales; Didymellaceae. Bases 1 to 2079 code for a protein of 692 amino acids. The transcript has a single exon.
AUGGCAAUCUUCGUCACCUUCGUUGCCGUAAUGGCCGGCUUCAUCAGCCUUUCAUCACCCUCACCUGUUGAGACCACAAGUGCAGCGACAACUUCGAACUCGAAGUCCUCCGUUACUCUGAUCUACCAGAACAACUUGAACGGUUCGGACGACAAGAACCACAUCGGAGCUCUCAUCCUCGAUGCGGCCUCUCAAUCAAAUGCAGCGGCAGCUUGUGCAGCAUUGAACGAGAAGCUGCUCCCCCAGUCCGCUCUGCAACAAUACCAAUCGGAUUUCAUCAAUGCUCUCUCGUACCAGGACUACGCCAACUACUACCAUGCGGGCAAGGGCUACUAUAUCGAUAAUGGCGUUGUGUCUGUCAGCAAGCAACUGAACUUUGCUUCGGCUGCAGGAUCUUCGAGCAGGGCUCUGCCUGUCCUCUGCACUCAGUCUGCCAACAAUGGAUCGUCAAGUGCGAGACCCACCAACGGCACAGAGAUCUCUCUGGCUUCAAGUGGCAAUAUUUUCGUCGGUUAUCGCAACCAGAAGUCUUUUCGGUUCCUUGGUAUCCCCUACGCAGACACACCCCAACGAUUUAAGUACUCCUCGGUGUACUCCAAGAAGGGCCAGACCAUCCAGGCAACUGCAUAUGGUGCACAGUGUGCACAGGGCGGCUCAGGUAGCGAGGACUGUCUCUUCUUGAACGUCCAAACUCCUUACAUCCCAAAAGCAGGCUCGAAGCAGAAGCUCCGUCCUAUCCUAUUCUGGAUCCACGGUGGUGGAUUCACAGGAGGCAGUAGUACCGAUGCGCUCUCAGAUGGUGGUAAUCUUGCUAGCAAAGAAGACGUCGUCGUUGUUUCGAUCAACUACCGUCUCUCGACAUUGGGUUUCCUAGCUAUUCCCGGAACCGACAUCAAGGGCAACUUUGGCAUCGCAGAUCAGAUCACUGCGCUUGACUGGGUCAUUGCGAAUAUCGCGGCGUUUGGAGGUGACCCCAAGAAGAUCACCAUUGCUGGCGAGUCUGCAGGUGCUGGAUCUGUGCGCACACUUCUCGGAUCUCCUCAGGCGAUUGGCAAGUACCAAGGUGCAGUCUCCAUGUCGAACCUUGGAGGUGGCGUCACACUAGGCCUGAAAGGCGACUAUGGCACAACAUACUCAACAUACUAUACGAUCGACCAGUCUUAUACCGUAGCUGGACCUCAGAUCUUCGACGCUGCCGGCUGCAACGGUACCGACGUCUCAAGUCAGAUUGCUUGUCUUGAGAAGGUGCCUGCUUCCACACUGGUCGGUGCCUCGACAGUGGCUCGCUACGUGGUGCAGGAUGGCAAGUACGUCAACACGCCAAACCUCAUUCUCUCGACACACAACGGCAGUACCGCCCAUGUUCCUGUCAUCUUUGGCAUCAUCCGCAAUGACGGUGCAUCAUUUUCCACUUACCCCGAGACGCCGAUCGCCAACCACACUCAAGGCCUACAGGUCGCUCUUGGUAUCAAUUCAACGUGGGCUGAAAGGGUUAUUUCCUCCAACUUGUUCCCUCUCACCAACACAGGCAAUCUGACUCUCGAUUCGUUCAACGUCUCUCAGCGCAUUGCGACUGAUAAGACCUUCCGCUGCGUCGACCAAGCGACCGUCUAUGCCGGUGCUCAGACCAAGGCUUUCCAGAAAGCAUACUACUACCAGUUCGAACGCACCAUCGGCGGUUACGACCCCAAUAACCUCGGUGGACCCAAGGACAACAAUCCCAAGAACCCAUACUUCCGCUUCCACGGUGCCGACAUGCCUUGGGUCUUUGGUACUCUGAGCACCAUCCGUGAGCCCGAGGAUUUAUGGUCAGAGCAGCUGGUGACAAGCUACUUUGGAUCCUUCGUAAGGAACGGCGACCCGAACCCGGAUCUGAGGUACUUGCAGGUCCGAGGCUAUGAUAAGGUCAUUGAAGGUGUGAAGAACUACGGUCAGUGGAACCAGGUGGAUGGGGGCAAGAAAAGUGGUGAUGAGGUCAGGCUUUUGGACUGGCCGAGUACGAAUACUGGGUAUGUGGACGUGGAGCAGUGCAACUGGCUCGGAUAUCCAUUGGACUACUAUCUCAAAGGCGGCAUCUGA